CCGUGUCCUUCGACUCGCAGCCGCAAAGCAGGGGAGAGGGAGUCCUUGUGAACAGAAGAGAAGCACCCCGGCAGCAGGAGGAAGGAGGAGAGGCAUGAUGCGCCGCGUCGCGCUGUUGCUGCUCGUCUGCGCGGCGGCGCGCGCCGCCGCCGUCGUCACCGACGGGCUUCUUCCGAACGGCAACUUCGAGGAGGGCCCGCCCAAGUCGGCGCUGGUGAACGGCACGGUGGUGCGCGGCGCGAACGCCAUCCCGCUCUGGGAGACGUCGGGCUUCGUGGAGUACAUCGAGUCCGGGCACAAGCAGGGCGACAUGCUCCUGGUUGUGCCCCAGGGCGCCCACGCCGUGCGCCUGGGCAACGAGGCCUCCAUCCGCCAGCGCCUCGCCGUCACCCGGGGCGCCUACUACGCCAUCACCUUCAGCGCGGCGCGCACCUGCGCGCAGGCCGAGCGCCUCAACGUCUCGGUGAGCCCCGAGUGGGGCGUGCUCCCGAUGCAGACCAUCUACGGCAGCAACGGCUGGGACUCCUACGCCUGGGCGUUCAAGGCCAAGUUCGACACCGUCACGCUCGUCAUCCACAACCCCGGCGUCGAGGAGGACCCGGCCUGCGGCCCGCUCAUCGACGGCGUCGCCAUCCGCGCCCUGUACCCGCCCACGCUCGUCCGCGGGAACAUGCUCAAGAACGGCGGGUUCGAGGAGGGGCCCUACUUCCUUCCCAACGCGUCGUGGGGCGUGCUCGUGCCGCCCAACAUCGAGGACGACCACUCGCCGCUCCCGGCGUGGAUGAUCGUGUCGUCCAAGGCCGUCAAGUACGUGGACGCCGCGCACUUCAAGGUGCCCCAGGGCGCGCGCGCCGUGGAGCUGGUGGGCGGGAGGGAGAGCGCGCUGGUGCAGGAGGUGCGCACCGUGCCUGGGUGGAGCUACCGCCUCUCCUUCGCCGUCGGGGACGCCGGCGACGGCUGCACCGGGUCCAUGGUCGCCGAGGCCUUCGCGGCGCGCGCCACCGUGAAGGUGCCGUACGAGUCCAAGGGGACGGGAGGGUACAAGCGCGCCGUGCUGGACUUCACCGCUAUCGCCAACCGCACCCGCGUCGUGUUCCAGAGCACGUUCUACCACAUGAAGGCCGACGGCACGCUCUGCGGGCCACUUGUCGACGAUGCCUCGCUCGUCGGGCUGCGCAAGAAGCCCGCCGCCGGCCGCCGCCUGCUGCUGUAAGGCCUUUGUUGAUUUGCACGCGCCUCGGUCGCGCGCGGUGAUGUAAUAUGGUGGGCGUGUGGUGGGUCUAGUACUGGUAGGCGUUUUGGUUUGGUGUGCGCUUGGUAUAUGAGAUGUGUGCCGUGCCGUGCGCGCCCUGUGGUUGCGGUUGCAGUGGCGCGUGCAUGGAGUUUUUCUUGUGAAGAAGAAGGGAGGCGGUGGCCUGGCUCGAGGGUUUAUAAGACUUUUGAGUAACUUUAACGACACGGGAUUAAUGGCAAAUGUUACUAGUAUUUUUGUUCCAAA
Setaria italica (foxtail millet) is the source of this 1498-nucleotide messenger RNA. RefSeq lists its product as uncharacterized. The coding region runs from base 95 to 1213 and encodes 372 amino acids. Lineage: Eukaryota; Viridiplantae; Streptophyta; Magnoliopsida; Poales; Poaceae. The transcript has 2 exons. The record is from RefSeq and is a predicted model, not a curated record.